This is a messenger RNA of Marchantia polymorpha subsp. ruderalis, 1626 nucleotides long. The record is from the annotation of a GenBank genome assembly. NCBI's taxonomy places the organism in Eukaryota, Viridiplantae, Streptophyta, Marchantiopsida, Marchantiales, Marchantiaceae.
AGGAGGGGCCCAGGCGGUGGACACGUCCUCGACUGACUGACUACGUACAGAGCCAUGAGUACCGUAGUGACAGGAGGGAAGGGAGGGGCAGCACGAGCAGAGCCUUGAUCUGCACGCUAAUUCUACAAAAUAUUGAAAAGGGUGUCACAAUUCAGUAAUAUGGCGGAAAGCAUGGGGCGGAUCGCACUAAAUUGACUUGCGUUUCCUCCGUUCCAGUCGUCUUGCGCCUGAAGGCAGAAUCCAAUCGAGCAUACUGGUGUGGACAGAGACUGAGAGAAUUUGGGUCGGGGAAAUUAGACAAUCGAUAGAGAGAGUGAGAGUGAGGGUCGUCGAGGUUCGUGCAUUGGGCCGAUUUGUCAACGAGGCCGAAGUGCAGAGCUGUUUUGUGCCAAAGUCCCGUCCUCCGGAGCAAUUCACAGAGGAGGAUUUGAUCCUUCGGAUGGCCACGACGACUGUCGAAGAGGCGAGCACGGAUGGAGGAGCCAAGGGAGCUCCGGUCUGGGAGAAGGGUGCAGGCCCUGCUGGAGGAGGAGAACCGGGACAUACGAGAACCGUCUGCUUUUCUUCGGGGAACCCUAGGAUGGAAUCCACUCGAGGAGUUAUGCACUGUAACACCACUCCAGAUUCUGGAAGCGCAGAUCAAUUGCCGAUAGCAACCGAGAACCAUCAUCGUUUGACUACACAACUGGAGAGGCAAAAACAGUAUUACGAAGGAUUGUUAGAAGACGCAGAAACAAGAACAGAUUCUUCCAUUUCGUUGGCCGUGGAGAAGGCCACGAGCCCAGAACUUCAACGAAUGCAGCAAGAUAUGAAGAAGGUUCAGGAAGAAAACAAGUCUUUGCAGCAGGUGAAUCAGAUUCAUCUCGAUAAUCAAAAAAGGCGGCAGCAGAAGUCCAAGGAACGGAAAGAAAGGGGAACAUCUAAGAUCAAAAAACGCGAUGAGCAAAUUACUAAUCUAGAGAAGCAGGUUCAGGAUUUAAUGGACGACAUUGAGGCUCCAAAAAUGCGGGAGUCGAGUGCUAACCCUGCAGAGUUAGGAGAAGGCACCAUAAUGCCCCACAGCGUUUCAAUUGAUAUAAGGAACCAUCCAGCCUCAAACAACAUCCAACCUCAAACAACACCCGAGGUACUGAUUUCACAGGCUAUUUCAGAGAUUGAGAAGAAAGGGCAAAGAUCUCUGCUCCAAAAGAGGCCAAAAGAUGUGAAAGAUUCAGAGAUUGAGAAGAAAGAGCGAAGAUCUCUGCUUCAAAAGAGUCCAAAAGAUGUGAAAGAUUCAGAGAUUGAGAAGAAAGAGCGAACACGGCCAACAGUAAGGAGCAUUGCGCAGAUAAAUGUUGAAAUUAAACUAAAGGUUGAAAAGAUAAUCUCUAUAGCACAAGAAAUACAGUCAGGUCAGAAUGACUUCAUGUCUAAAGUGGACGAGAUGAAUGAGAUGAUUGAGAUUCAGGGAUUGAGAUUCAGAGAUCUCUGCUUCAAAAGAGUCCAAAAGAUGUGAAAGAGUCAGAGAUUGAGAAGAAAGAGCGAACACGGCCAACAGUUCUGAGCAUUGCGCAGAUAUGUUAUUUUCUAUAUGUUUGUUGUAGAUUUGUGAAAAACUAGGCUUUUUAUAAAAUUUGAUAGAAAUUC